Messenger RNA from Cuscuta campestris, 1159 nucleotides. Lineage: Eukaryota; Viridiplantae; Streptophyta; Magnoliopsida; Solanales; Convolvulaceae. The record is from the annotation of a GenBank genome assembly.
UAAAUAUUUUUUUAGUGCUCCACAUUCCAGUAGUUGUCCAAUGUCUUGUUAUCCAUUGUAGCUAAUUGGUAGGUUCCAGCACGAAUAACCCUUUAUACGCGGUAUGACCCUUCCCAAUUCUUGGCCAAUUUUCCUCCCUUUGUGGGUUGGCUCUUCUCUCUUUUCCUCAAAACCUAGUCCCCUACCUCAAAGGCCCGAGCAUCAUCUCCAUCGCUCUUUUAUUUAUUGCUUAACCUACGAGAAUGAAGAGAAGAAACCAAAGAAGAUAGUUGAUGUUGGAUGUGGAAUUGGAGGCAGUUCUCGGUUCUUAGCAAGGAAAUAUUCCGCCAAAUGUCAAGGCAUCACUCUUAGCCCAAACCAAGCACAGAGGGCUCAGGCUCUAGCUGAUGCCCAGGGACUAGGAGAACGGGUUUCUUUCCAAGUUGCAGAUGCGCUAAAUCAGCCCUUCCCAGAUGGAGAAUUCGAUCUCGUCUGGUCCAUGGAAAGCGGAGAACACAUGCCUGACAAAGCCAAGUUUGUGUCUGAGCUGGCAAGAGUGGCAGCCCCUGGCGGGACAGUGAUAAUAGUGACAUGGUGCCACAGGGAUCUCUCCCCAACAGAAAACUCUCUGCUUCCCCAAGAGGAAGAGCUGCUUAAAAAAAUAUGCAAUGCCUUCUAUCUCCCCGCUUGGCGUUCCACUGCGGAUUACGUUAACUUGCUCAAAUCUAACUCUCUUCGGGACAUAAAAGUCGCGGAUUGGUCUGAAAAUGUUGCUCCCUUCUGGCCAGCAGUGAUCAAGUCUGCUUUGUCUUGGAAGGGCAUUACCUCACUUCUAAGGAGCGGAUGGAAAACAAUUAGGGGAGCAAUGGCAAUGCCGCUGAUGAUUGAAGGAUACAAGAAAGGUCUGAUCAAAUUCACUAUCAUUACUUGUCGCAUACCGGACAGAUAUGAAUGAGUAAAGCUUGUGAUGUCAACUCAUCUUUGGUGGAUUAUAUUAUUAUUAGUCCUCUAUUUUUCUUUUAUGUGUGUGUGUGUGUGUUUAUCAUGUGUUAAUAUUCCUUCCGGAAUCUUAUUUCUUAUUUUGACUGGGCAUGAUUUUUAAUGUGUUGAGAUGUUCCAGAUUCGUAGGUACAACCGUGAACAUCAAUGCCCCAUCGAUGCGCGCCAAGGCAAAACACGU